GUUUUCUUCAAGCUAUUGAACAUUACCAUUCAGAAUUCAAUUGGAUGAGAAAUGUCAAACCGAAUCAAACAUGAUGAUAUCCUUUUACUAGAGCAACCCUUCCUAAAGGUCCCAUCUGAUAAUCUUCGAAGUGCUUUUCGAUCAACUCAACGUCUCUUAGAACGUGAUUUUGAUAAACUCAAUACAAGUCUUCGAGAUGUUAGUAAAACAUUAUCAAAGGUGAAUUCAUCAGACGAACAGAAUUCAAUCGGAUCAGAAGAAACGAUUAAAGCUAUUGAUGGUCUCUUACUCAAAGCUCGUGGAUUAAAACGAAAGAUUAGUGAGACUUAUGAUCAUCCUCAACAUGGUACUGGUCAAGUCUUAGGUCGAAUCAAAGCUAGAUUAGAUCAUCUUCAAGAUUUAUAUUCUGCUGAACAUACUAGUGAUCCAUGUUACAAGAACUUUUCUCAAACUAGGCUUGAUCGACAUAUGGUAGAUUAUAUGCUCAGGUCCGGUUAUACUGAAGCUGCACAAUCUUUAAGUCAAACCGCUGGUAUUGAGGCUUUAGUAGACGGUCCAUUAUUUGCUGAGCUGUCAAGAAUCGAAUCUGCUCUUGUGGCACAUAGCUGUACAGAAGCAUUAGCAUGGUGUAAAGAGAACGCAGGAGCACUGAAAAAGAUGCAGUCUACCUUGGAAUUUGAGUUACGUUUUCAAGAGUUUAUUGAAUUGGCUCGUAGUCGUCGAUUUAUCGAAGCUUUAAAUUAUAGCUCUAAACAACUUUUACCUUGGAAACAAACUCAUAUGUCGGUGAUUGCUCAAGGAGUGACACUUCUUGCUUUUGACUCUAACACCACUUGUCCUCCAUACGCAAAACUUUAUGAUCCAAGCCGUUGGUCUGAUUUACAUGCCAGCUUUCGAGCCACACUUUUCGCAGUUCAUUCGAUUCCUGAUCAACCAUUCCUUCACUUAUCACUUUCGGUUGGUCUUGCUGCUCUCAAACUUCCAGCCUGUUAUUCAGUAACACCCACACCCGAGUCAAUCAUCCAUGAUGAAUCAAGUCUUAAAGCUUCCAACACUGAAGAUAUCGAGAUGCGUUCAUCUUCACUGCCUAUCAAUCGUCAUCAUCACACCACCUCUUCUUCUACAUCCCAAAACUAUGAUCCAAGUUUACUUUCGAACUUAAACUCACCUAAACCUUUACCAACAAUAGGUUCAUCACCCAAUUCAGAUUGUCCGGUUUGUGAUUCGAACGGAUUAGGAGUCUUAGCCAAAGAAUGUCCUUGGUCACAUCAUUUAAAUUCCAUCAUCGUUUGUGGUUUGACUGGUAGAGUAGUAGAAGAUGGUGAUCGAUUGGCUGUCUUACCUAACGGUAGAGUUUAUUCUAGAGAUGGACUUGAGAAAUUGGCCGAACGUGAUGAAGGUAGGAUUAGGUGUCCUAAGACUGGACAAGUCUUUGGAAUGGAUGAGAUUAGAAGAGUGUUUAUUUCUUAAUUCUCUUUCUCUCUCUCUUUCUCUCUCUUUCUCUCCUUUAGAGAAGCUUAUCAUUCUGUAUGUUGUAAAUGUGUGUACAUAUAAUUUUUUUUUUGGGAAGUGUCUUUUUUUGUUGCGAAAGGAAAAAAUCGUAUAUAAUAAAGUUAAGUUGAUAUGAUCAUGAUGAGUUAAUUUUUUUCAUUUUCUUCAUUUUCUUCUUUUCUGACUUUGUUCGAUUCUUUUUUUUUCGAAAUCAUUAUGAAUUGUCUAAAUGCUUUGAGGAUGUAAGAUUCAAAUUUGAUCAGCAAUGUGAACAUGUAAUGUUGGUAUUAUUC
Molecule: messenger RNA, 1784 nt
Organism: Melampsora larici-populina 98AG31
Lineage: Eukaryota; Fungi; Basidiomycota; Pucciniomycetes; Pucciniales; Melampsoraceae
Exons: 7
Coding region: 52-1470 (472 amino acids)
Biological process (GO): proteasome-mediated ubiquitin-dependent protein catabolic process
Cellular component (GO): cytoplasm; nucleus; GID complex
Molecular function (GO): ubiquitin protein ligase activity; protein binding
Source: RefSeq, a predicted model, not a curated record